Molecule: messenger RNA, 504 nt
Organism: Aureobasidium musti
Lineage: Eukaryota; Fungi; Ascomycota; Dothideomycetes; Dothideales; Saccotheciaceae
Source: the annotation of a GenBank genome assembly
AUGGCUGUCACCAAAAGCAAACAGUACAAGAACACCUACAAGAUCCCUCGCAGCCUCAAAGAGUCCAUCAAGCAAAACCUGAAUAAGAUCGUCAAGAGACGUGAACGUCAAAUCCGUGAUGAAGAGACCCUCAUCGACAUCGAGAUCCGACUGGCCGAGGUACAUAGCCACUGCAACGCUCUGGACAACCUCAUCCAAGACUUCGACAUGAGCCGCGAGCUUGCUCACGCACUCGAUGCAUUGCUCUUCAGCCAUUGGGACAACACGAAUCAUGCGGUUGAGCUUCAGAAGGCUGAACUCAAGGGAAAGAAGGCCUUUGCCAGGCACGUGAUGAGCAACUGCUACCCCACCAAGAAGAUCAAGAAGGACAUGACGAUGUGGAAGGGCGAUGGACAAGGCGAUGACGACGAUGAGGACAUGGAGUUGAACGAUGACGAUGAUGAAGUGCGUGGUUCAGAAACCGUCGAUGAGGAUGACUGGUCUUCCACAUCCACUCUGGCUUGA